GUGUCUUGUGUGUGCAGUUGUGCUUGUGCAUUCCUUGCGAUUCCUUGUUUAGAUUGAAAUUGAAUGAACAAUUAAAAGUAUUUACGCAUAAAAAAUUCGUCAUGUUUGCACAAAAAGGAGUGGAGCUGGUACAAGAACUGGAAAGAGCAAGAGAUUUCCUUCCACCAUUCAAUGAAGAUGGAGUCCGUCAGGUACUCGAGGAAAUGAGAGCUUUGUUUGAAGAAAAUCAAAGAGAUGCGAGCUCUGCUGUUGCUGGAGAAUCGGAAUACAUAACUUCAGUACACAUCCGACACUGUGCACUGGAAAGAAACAAAAGAUGCCUGAUGGCCUACCUUUACAAUAGACUUGAACGUAUAAAAGAACACCGCUGGCAUUUUGGCUCUGUCCUUCCAUCAGAUAUCAAGGCUAACAUUUGUGAGCCUGAAGCUCAGUUCUUUAUUAAAUAUAGUAAAUCCCUUGCUGCAUAUAUGAAAUCUAUUGGUGAAGGAAGUUACUCACUUGAUCUAACACAGAACUUGAAACCACCAAAGAAUCUCUACAUUCAAGUUAAAUGCAUUACUGAAUUUGGAGAGUUUGAAACUGAGGAUGGGGAUAUUGUUGUAUUGAAGAAAAAUAGCUUGCAUCUCUUACCUCGUGUUCAGUGUGAGUUGCUUAUUGCUCAAGGAAUUCUUGAGCAUGUUUCAUGAUUUUUUAUUAAUCUUUAUUGAUUACAGAAUAAAAUAAUGUACAGUA
Daphnia pulex (common water flea) is the source of this 732-nucleotide messenger RNA. Its product is annotated as DNA replication complex GINS protein PSF1-like. NCBI's taxonomy places the organism in Eukaryota, Metazoa, Arthropoda, Branchiopoda, Diplostraca, Daphniidae. Bases 102 to 686 code for a protein of 194 amino acids. Gene Ontology annotation, cellular component: GINS complex. Gene Ontology annotation, biological process: DNA strand elongation involved in mitotic DNA replication; DNA replication. The record is from RefSeq and is a predicted model, not a curated record. The transcript has 4 exons.